AGCCCAAACAGGUCGUGUACUGUACUUCUCCGACCCGACAAGGAAAAAAAAGAACGCCGCGGAAGUGAAAGAGCUCGAUUCAGAAGCUAGGGUUUGGGGAGAGCAGCGGAAGGGGGUACCAGCCGGCGGCGAUGGCGUCGGAGGAGGAUGUGGCGGUGAAGGAGCCGCUGGAUCUCAUACGGCUCAGCCUCGACGAGCGCAUCUACGUCAAGCUCCGCUCCGACCGCGAGCUCCGCGGCAAGCUCCAUGCUUAUGAUCAACAUCUCAAUAUGAUACUUGGAGAUGUAGAAGAGAUAGUGACUUCCAUUGAAAUUGAUGAUGAGACUUACGAGGAGAUUGUUCGUACCAGCAAGCGCACCAUCCCCUACCUUUUUGUCCGAGGAGAUGGCGUGAUACUGGUUUCGCCGCCCUUGCGGACCGUCUGAUGGCGUGAUACUGGUCUCGCCGCCCUUGGGGACCGUCUGAAGUCAGGGCGGAACAACUACCAUUCAAUGGGCAUUGGCAGCAGCGCUAUCCGGAUGACAUGCAUCAGCUUAUACUCCCUCCGUUCUAAAAUAAAUGAUUCAAUUUUAUACUAACUUUAGUAUAAAGUUGGGUCAUCUAUUUUGGAACGGAGGGAGUACAUGUUAUCUGGAGCAUUACCGGCUCGUGAGACACUGCAUAACUUGAGUUAAUCAAUCAUCCAUGUAUCCUGAUACAAAGAGAAAACACUGUACUCACAUCUGUUAUGUAGAUGGAUCUGAUUCAGGCA
Triticum aestivum (bread wheat) is the source of this 751-nucleotide messenger RNA. Its product is annotated as sm-like protein LSM3A. Gene Ontology annotation, molecular function: RNA binding. Gene Ontology annotation, biological process: mRNA splicing, via spliceosome. NCBI's taxonomy places the organism in Eukaryota, Viridiplantae, Streptophyta, Magnoliopsida, Poales, Poaceae. The record is from RefSeq and is a predicted model, not a curated record. The transcript is spliced from 3 exons. Bases 132 to 425 code for a protein of 97 amino acids.